GUCUGGCAUAGUGUCCUGUUAAAAAUGGAAACAUAUAUUCUUGUUUCCCUUCACAAUGAUCCACCUGUGGAAAUGUCACUGAAAACCUAUUCACACAGCCUCCACAGGAGAAGUAAAUUUCCUGCUAUGCUAAAGUAUUUGCAUGUGGAGCUACUUGGAUGCACACACAAUGUUGGUUGAAUAUGGUGAUCAUAACAAUCAUGGUAUGUUCACAUCUGCAAAUCAGAUGUAAAAGUCUGGGGAUGCUUUGCCUACUGAACAUAACAGCCUCACUCUCAGUGUAAACAGGUAAAAUGUGUAUUUUCAUGUUGGCAGCUAUGAGGGAAGUGACAGAAAUACAAAUCCAGCUGUGACUCAGAGAGGGGAUCAUAUCAACAUCAGUGUGACUACAGAAAACUCCAGAGUGAGGGUAGAAGUCUUUUCUUUCUCUUAUUAGAGGACACAUUUGUGCAAAGAGUCUAAAGUAAAGAUGCUGUGGAGUCUGUUGUUCAUCACUUUGAUUGGAAGAUCAACUCAACAGGAUCAAGUUACAUCAUCAGGAUGUAGUCCAGGCUGGGAAACUAUCAAACUGGAUGACAAAGUGGCAUUUCAGUCUUCAGUCUACACAGACAAUGGUGUCAACUACACCGCUGACAGAGCUUUGGACGGAAAUAAUACGAGAUGUUCUAACACUUUACCCACUGAGCCCAUCAGCUGGUGGACAGUUGACUUAUUGGGUCUAUAUGAAAUUUCCUGCAUCACCAUUUAUAACAAAUAUGAAUCAAAUUUUGAUCUAAGAGGGGCUCGGAUCCUCAUCGGGAACUCAUCUGAGAGAAAUUUCACCACUGAGUGUGCAACAAUCAACACAAAGACUAGUGGAGAAAAUAAUACAUUUAACUGUGAAAAUGGAACAAAGUGGGGGCGUUACGUAACUGUGUACAAAGACACACCAGGGUUUGUAAUUCUGUGUGAGGUGACGAUGAAAGGCAGAAAAAAAGAGCCAUUUAAACUGAUUAAAGAGAACAAGACAUGGGCAGACGCCCUGUACCACUGCAGAGAGGAACACAUGGAUCUGGUUUCCAUCCUUGAUGAAGAGACCCAGGGCUGGGUUGGGUUGGAGGCUCAGAAGGCUGACACUCCCUUUGUCUGGCUGGGCCUUCAAUACAUCUGUGGGUUCGGAUUCUGGAUCUGGGUCAACGAUCAGUGUGUAUUUUUUGAUCAGUGGGCUCCAGAUGAGACAAGAACAGCAGUCUGUAGCAUGAGUGCUGCCAUGAAUACAAGUGGGAACAAUUCAUGGUACAAGAAGUCUGUUUAUAAUAAAUAUAAUUUCAUCUGUGCAGUGUAAGAAGAUCCAUGGAUUGGUUUUGUUUAUUCAGUUAGACAGGUGUCAGUAGUGCCUUGUUGGGUUGUUGGAAACUUUCCUCUAAUAAAUCAAAGGUGAUGGGUUCAGGCUCAGUGUAGCAGGAAGAUAAACAGUGGUGAAAUAAAAAAAACACAUCAUUCUGUGGUAUAAUAACACAAUUUUAUGUUUUGUUUGUAAUCUAAUUAAAUGCAGUUUAUAAAUAGAAGUUAAUAGCAAUUUGUUCGCUUGGCAGUUGAAGUGAUUUGCUUAUGUAUGUCUCAUGAA
Messenger RNA from Oreochromis aureus, 1606 nucleotides. Its product is annotated as fucolectin-5-like. The transcript has 5 exons. The coding region runs from base 470 to 1324 and encodes 284 amino acids. NCBI's taxonomy places the organism in Eukaryota, Metazoa, Chordata, Actinopteri, Cichliformes, Cichlidae. The record is from RefSeq and is a predicted model, not a curated record.